Messenger RNA from Staurois parvus, 331 nucleotides. NCBI's taxonomy places the organism in Eukaryota, Metazoa, Chordata, Amphibia, Anura, Ranidae. The record is from the annotation of a GenBank genome assembly.
GCUGCUGCCAGGUCCAGAUUGUGUCAUGGGUCCCUGUACGGCCUCCCAUUGCUGCUGCCAGGCCUGUAAUCUGCCAUGGGCCCCUGUACCGACUCCUCAUGCUGCUGCCAGGCCCAGUGUGUCAUGGGUCCCUGUACGGCCUCCCAUUGCUGCUGUCUCUAUCGCCACACUCUGCCAUGUGCCACUUUCAGGUCUCCUCACACUGCUGGUGGUUUCCAUUUUUGUCAUAGGGUGCUGUAUGGCCUCCCAUUGCUGCUGCCCGUCCACCGCCACACUGUGGCUCCACACUCUGGUUUUGGCCCCAAUUCACCGAAUCAGUCGAAUCGAAUUU